AUGGCUGGGUGGAACUUCUUCUUCUUCGAGGCACUGGUCAUCUCGUUCGAGAUUACGGCCAUGACCUUUCUCUCCUCCUUCUGGAGUGAGAGGGUGGCCGAACCGGGCCCUACAGCAGCCAUUUGUGCUGGCUGCAUCAUUAUCUAUGGUCUUCUAAACAUGGUGGCUGUCAAGGUCUAUGGCGAGUCAGAGUUCUGUCUGUCUUCGGGCAAGAUCAUCCUUCUCCUCAUGCUCUUCGCCUUUACCUUCAUUACUAUGGGAUUCCUCGCCUGUCUGUACACUGCCGCGUUCACCAUUGUUGGCCCCGAGUACAUCUCUAUGGCUGCCGCUGAGGUUAAGCACCCAAGCAUUUACGUCAAGGAGGCCUACAAGACCGUCUAUGAUGGGCUCUGCUUCUUUUUCGUUGUCGGCGCUCUAGCUGUAUCCGUUGUGGUUCUAUAUGAUAACCCAAACCUUCGUGACCUGUGGUUUGGUACUGGUACGGGUAUUGGCUCCGCCGCCGGCUCCCCUUACGUUCUAGCUAUGAGCAUCCUCGGUAUCAACGACUUGCCUCAUAUUGUUAACACCCUUAUUCUCACCUCGAUCUUCUCAGCAGGUAACACAUACUGCUUUUGCCUCUGCCGCGUGUUGCACGGCCUGGCUCUCGAAGGUCGCGCACCCAAGAUUCUGGCUCACACUACGAAGAGUGGUACCCCGAUCUAUGCAUUCGGUAUUGUCCUCUGCUUCGCUUGCCUGUCCUUCCUCCAGGUCAGCAGCGGCACUACCACCGUCCUCAGCUGGAUGACGAGUCUCAUCACCGGCGGAGGCCAAAUCAACUCCAUCGUCAUGACCGUCACCUUACUUCGCUACCACAAGGCCAGCAGUGUCCAGGGCGUCGAUCGCAAGAUCAGGCCAUACUACGGCCGCUUCCAGCCCUACAGCGCCUGGCUCGCCAUUGGCAUGCAAAUCUUCAUAUGCCUAAGCCUCGGCUACACCUCCUUCCUCCCCUGGGACGUCGACAGCUUCUUCGCCGGCUACACCAUGCGGAUCCCUAUGCCGGUCCUCUUCAUCACCUAG
This is a messenger RNA of Clonostachys rhizophaga, 1056 nucleotides long. NCBI's taxonomy places the organism in Eukaryota, Fungi, Ascomycota, Sordariomycetes, Hypocreales, Bionectriaceae. The record is from the annotation of a GenBank genome assembly.